Messenger RNA from Adineta steineri, 537 nucleotides. The record is from the annotation of a GenBank genome assembly. Lineage: Eukaryota; Metazoa; Rotifera; Eurotatoria; Adinetida; Adinetidae.
AUGCAACAAUCAUCAUCAUUUAUCUAUCCAUCAUCACCAUCAUCAAAUCUUUCUUUUUCUGAUUCCGGUUAUUCAUCACCUUCAUUGCAUUUCUCAUCAUGUCCAUAUUCAAAUGAAUCCUUCUAUCUUUCUCCUUCUCAUUCAUAUCCGUUAUCAUCUUCAAUCUAUGAUCAAUCAGUUGUAAAUAGUACACCGAUCUCAUCAUUUAAAAAUUGUCAGUAUAAAUAUGAUCAAAAUAGACAAUUGACUACAUCAUCUCCAUUAGUUCAUUGUGCACGUAAACGAAUCAGUGAUGAAGCAAUCGAAUAUCUCAACACAUUUUAUGCAAGAAAUAAACGCCCAACAGAUGUGGAAAAAGAUCAUCUUGCUGUGCAAUGCAAUAUAACAUUAGCACAAGUUAAUACAUGGUUUAAUAAUGCACGUUCCCGUCGUGGUGAUACAAGAACAAAAUUAACACAAAAAUUAUUAAAAAAACAAAUCGAUUCGUUAAGUAAUCAAAUUGUUCAACUUCAACAACAGCAAUCAUGUUCAUUUUAA